Messenger RNA from Durusdinium trenchii, 1752 nucleotides. Lineage: Eukaryota; Dinophyceae; Suessiales; Symbiodiniaceae. The record is from the annotation of a GenBank genome assembly.
AUGAGCCUCGCAUUUGUCCAGCCUUUGCAUGGUGCAGCACCGCUACCCUUGCUGCGUGCACAGCAGACUCCGCCAAAGGCCCCACCAGCAGAUGGCAUGAAAUCCUCCAGCCUCAUCGUGGGCGGUGCCGCCUGUGCUGUGGCCGCUGGUCGCACCCGGCGGACGAAGGUCCUGGCGACGGAGUCACGAACCAGGACAGUGAAUCCUGCAACAAAUGAGCCAGAAGACCCCAAGGACUUUCCCAAACCCAGCUGCAUUAACGAAACAGACAACUACAAAGAAUCAGAAGCUUUGACGCAGAAGCUCAUGGCACUGAAGGGCAAGGGGGAAUCCAAGACGGUUGCCAUUAUUGGUGGUGGCCUCUCAGGCCUGGCAUGUGCCAAGUAUUUGGUGGAUGCAGGGCAUAAGCCUAUUGUUUUGGAAGCUCGCGACUGCCUGGGGGGCAAAGUCUCUGCCUGGAAAGACAAGGAUGGCGACUGGGUGGAGACCGGCUUGCAUAUAUUUUUCGGCGCCUAUCCCAACAUGAUGAACCUCUUCUCAGAGCUGGACAUCGAAGACCGUUUGCAGUGGAAACGCCAUCAGAUGAUCUUUGCGAUGCAGGAGUUGCCGGGUGAGUUUACCACCUUCGACUUCUUGGAGGGCAUUCCAGCACCUUUCAAUUUUGGACUGUCCAUCCUACUGAAUCAGAAGAUGCUUACACUCCCUGAAAAGCUCCAAACUGCUCCAGCGCUCCUGCCAAUGCUGGUGGAAGGGCAGAAGUUCAUCGAUUUGCAAGACGAGCUCUCAGUCUUGAAUUUUAUGGAGAAAUACGGCAUGCCUGACAGGAUCAACACGGAGGUCUUCAUUGCGAUGGCAAAGGCGUUGGAUUUUAUUGAUCCCGAGAAGCUCUCCAUGACCGUGGUCCUUACUGCUAUGAACCGAUUCCUGAAUGAGACCGAUGGCCUCCAAAUGGCCUUCAUCGAUGGAAAUCAGACAGUGCGUCUGUGUGAGCCAUUGAAGGAAUACAUUGAAUCAAGAGGUGGCCAAGUUCUUUGCGAGAAGCCCCUGGCCAGAAUUGAGACCAAUGAAGAUGGCUCUGUGAAGUGCUUUAAGCUGCGAAAUGGCCAGGAGGUUGUGGCAGACGAGUAUGUCUCCUCAGUACCUUGCGACAUCAUGAAACGCAUUUUGCCCCGAGCUUGGUCUACGGACCCAUUCUUCAGACAGAUUGACGAGCUGGAGGGCAUCCCUGUGAUUAACAUUCAUCUUUGGAUGGGCAAGAGUGACGAGGAGAUUGUGGCGGCGACCAUGAAGGAGCUGGAAAGACUAUUUCCCACGGAGAUCGGGGAACACUUGCCAGAUGGUGGAGCGAAGCUGCUGAAGCACGCUGUGGUAAAGGUGCCCAGAAGUGUUUACGCAGCCAUUCCCGGCCGAAACAAGUUCCGCCCUUCGCAGGAGACUCCCAUCAAAAACUUCACACUCGCGGGUGAUUGGACCAGCCAGAAGUUCUUGGGGAGCAUGGAGGGUGCAAUUCUCGGUGGCAAGUUGGCAGCAGAAGUGGUCGCCUGCAAAGCGGCUGGUGAGCCGACCAAGGGCUUGAAGGAGGUUGACCCAUCCAUCCUUGCGAAGAAGGACACAUUUGUGGCAAAAGAUCCCAUGGGCGUCAAGGGAAAGACACCCAUCGCCUUUGGCGGUGGUGAAGUCCUGGGCAGUGGAUUCGUGCCUUGGCCUUUCAGUUUCAGAUUGGUUCCUGAGGGCCGAUUUUUGGGGAGGUAA